Molecule: messenger RNA, 1728 nt
Organism: Ceratosolen solmsi marchali
Lineage: Eukaryota; Metazoa; Arthropoda; Insecta; Hymenoptera; Agaonidae
Gene: U4-U6-60K
Product: U4-U6 small nuclear riboprotein factor 60K
Exons: 5
Coding region: 83-1648 (521 amino acids)
Biological process (GO): mRNA splicing, via spliceosome
Cellular component (GO): U4/U6 x U5 tri-snRNP complex
Molecular function (GO): U6 snRNA binding; protein binding; U4 snRNA binding
Source: RefSeq, a predicted model, not a curated record
AUUUGGGUUUGUAGGUGUUUGAUUUUCCGGUAUUUAUUGCUUGUCAACAUUAAAUAAUUUAUAUAUUGCAAUAAGUGCAAAAAUGUCUGACGACGAAGAUAUUCACUAUGUUAAGAAACAAAAGACCGUACAUUAUGGUUCUCUGGAAGAAUCGGAGCGAAUUCGAAUUGCAGCUGUAAACUCGGAGCCUAACGAUGAUACUAAUAAAGAAAGUCAUAGUAUGUCCAGUGGACCGGUUCUCAUUGGAAAUAUACAUACAUCGAAUGAAUAUAUGGAACUGGAAGAUGAUAUGUCGAAAGAUCGUCAAGCACUCUUGGAAGAAUUUGAACGUAGAAAAAAAGCGAGACAAAUUAACGUGUCGACCGAUGAUUUUGAGGUAAAGAGAAAUUUAAGACAGUUGGGUGAACCGGUUUGUUUGUUUGGGGAAGGGCCUGCGGAUCGCAGAAAUAGAUUGAGAGAACUUUUAGCUAGUUUGGGUGAGGAUGCAAUAAAGAAAAAAGAGGAUGAUGAUAAAUCCACGCAGCUCGAUAAAGAUCCAGAAACUACUUGGUAUCACGAAGGUCCUGAAUCAUUAAGAAUAGCUCGUUUAUGGACGGCAUCUUAUUCUAUUCCUCGAGCAAAGCAAAGGUUAGAAAAUGCUAGGAAGGAAUUAGAAUUACCAGCAGCUACGAGAACUGCCAGACGACAAGAGUUGUUAAAAAAGCUGCAGGCAUUAACGAUAUAUUGUUCCCAAAUAGGAGAUACAAGGCCUAUAUCGUAUUGUCAAUUCAGUCCUAAUUCGAAACUACUCGCUACAGCAUCGUGGUCUGGCCUAUGUAAACUGUGGUCUAUGCCUGAUUGUAAUUUAGUACGUACAUUGAAAGGUCACGGCUGCAAUGUAGGAUGCAUUGUGUUUCAUCCUAAAGCGACUAUAACCGAAGAUAUAUUCGAGGAACAUGUGGGACGAACUUGCAUAUUAGCUAGUUGUGCGAGCGACGGUUCGGUUAAGCUUUGGGGUGGUGGAAAAGGUGAAAAACCUUUAGCAGAUGUCGAAGGACACGAGCCUAAUAGAGUGUCGAGGCUAGCAUUUCAUCCCUCUGGCAGAUUUUUGGGAACUUGUUGCUAUGAUUCCUCAUGGCGUUUAUGGGACUUGGAACAACAAGCUGAAGUUUUACAUCAAGAGGGUCAUACCAGACCCGUACACUGUAUAAAUUUUCAAAUAGAUGGUUCUGUAGCAGCGACGGGAGGGCAAGACUCGUUUGGAAGAGUCUGGGAUCUUCGAACUGGCAGAUGUAUUAUGUUCAUGGAAGGUCAUUUGAAAUCAAUUUUUGGCAUUGAUUUUUCGCCAAAUGGCUUUCACAUAGCGACGGGCUCGGAAGAUAAUUCUUGCAAGAUUUGGGAUCUGCGAAAAAGGUCUUGCAUAUACACAAUACCGGCCCAUCUGAAUUUAAUAGCCGACGUUAAAUAUCAGAAAGAGGAUGGUCAAUAUUUAGUGACGGGAUCUUAUGAUGGUACGGCAAAAAUUUGGUCGAAUAACACGUGGCAACCAUUGAAGACUUUACCGGGUCACGAUGGGAAAGUCAUGUCUAUUGACAUUUCUGGUGAUCAUAAAUUUAUAGCAACAAGUUCCUACGACAGGACUUUUAAACUAUGGGCACCAGAUACUUAAUUGUAAAUAUAAAUUUUCAUAUAAUCGACGAAAUUUCCAAAUCUGAAACACGUGUAAAAUAUUUUCAUCUAGAUAAAACA